AUGGUUCCUCUACCUUCUGGUCACCACCUAAUAGGAUGCAAAUGGGUCUUCAAGAUCAAGUAUCAUGUUCAUGGCACUGUCGAACGUUACAAAGCUCAACUCGUUGCCAAGGGGUUCACUCAACGAGAGGGUGUUGAUUACAAAGACACCUUUGCCCCGGUUGCGAAAUUAAUCACAGUCCGUUGCUUAUUAGCCAUUGCUGCUGUUGGAAAUUUGCCAUUGCACCAAAUGGAUGUGCAAAAUGCUUUUCUCCAUGUGAACUACUUGAGGAAGUCUAUAUGUUGCCCCCUCCUGGUUAUCGUCGACAUGGGGAGAACGUGGUUUGUUGACUUCACAAAUCUCUAUAUGGACUAA
Rosa rugosa (rugosa rose) is the source of this 354-nucleotide messenger RNA. RefSeq lists its product as uncharacterized. The record is from RefSeq and is a predicted model, not a curated record. Lineage: Eukaryota; Viridiplantae; Streptophyta; Magnoliopsida; Rosales; Rosaceae. Bases 1 to 354 code for a protein of 117 amino acids. The transcript has a single exon.